AAACAACGAUAUUUUACAAACAAUUUAUAUUUUGGUGCAAUUUAGUAAGUCUGUUCUCUGUUAUAAAUUGUACCAUUUGUUUUUAUCAUUGUUUUUAUCGACUCACUUUUCUCUGUGACAUUCGCAUUAUAUUUGUGUACUUUUUGAUCUUUAUAAAUAUGUCUUUAAGUAACGAUACACUAGAACUUUCCCAAACGCCGUCCGUGAGGUCCAUUAAUGUAACUAUUCCUCCUUUUAAGGUCACAGAUCCUCAACUUUGGUUUAUCAGACUUGAACAUUACUUUGUAGCUGAUCGUGUUCAUACACAGCGAGAUAAAUUUGGCCACGCGAGCUCGCUACUUCCAGACGAAGUAGCAGAUAAUGUAAGAGAGAUUUUAAUCAAGCCAGACAUAGAAAAGCCAUACGACGCAUUGAAACAGGCAGUGCCAUCUAACAACUUCUCAGCCAAGUGCAGAUAGGAGAUAGGACUCCAUCUCAACUAAAAAGCUAUAUGAGAAGCAUAAUCGAUGACAGAAAAGUAGAUAAAAACAUAUUUUAUCAGUUGUGGUUACGACGACUUCCAGCGAACGUGCAGCAGAUCCUUGCGGUUGAGGACAGCGAUGUCGAUAUAGACAACAUUGCUAAAAUAGCCGAUAGGAUUUAUGAGAGAAUGAAACAAACGAGUCCGCAAAGACAUGGUACCACAGUAGAUGAACGAAUCGAUGCAUUACAAAAGGAGAUUAAUGUUUUAUGCCACAAGCUGACGAAACUAAAUCAGAGCGAUACGCAAAGAGGAUGGUCACGAAGUAGAUCGAGGGAAAGAAGUCGAUCACGUUCUAGGAGACGCUCAGCUCCUACAAUAUGUUGGUACCAUCAAACUUUCGGCGAUAAAGCUCGAAACUGUAGACCACCAUGUAAAUUCAAACGACCACACCGAUUGUCGAUGACCGCCGCAACAACUACAACAGCUCCUAGAAACAGUCGUUUAUUUUACGUGCAGGAUAGAGUAACAGGCGCUCAAUUCUUAGUGGAUACGGGAGCAGAAGUAAGCGUCGUGCCUCCAGUAAGUAACGAAACACGAAAUAUCGAUACAGCGCUAACGCUUAAGGCGGCAAAUAAAUCCGAUAUAAAAACAUAUGGCAAGCGAAAAGUAACCUUGAAUUUCGGUUAUACUACCUCAUUCCGCUGGGAAUUCAUUAUCGCAGAUGUAUCCGUACCUAUAAUCGGUAUUGAUUUCCUAAAGAAUUUUGACCUACUAGUGGAUACACGACGAAACCGGCUCGUGAACGGCGACCAUUCAGUAGUGAUAAGAGGAGUGACGACUGAUCACGCAUCCAUGAAUUUAGUAGUGUCAAAAGACAAAAGCGAGCCAUAUAGAUCGCUUCUAAACGAGUAUGCCGAUCUGACGAAGGUAUCAUACGAUAACAGAGAUCUUAAACAUACGGUACAGCACCAUAUUAUAACGAAAGGUCCACCGACUAAAUCAAGACCACGAAGGCUAGACCCGAAAAGGUUGAAUGUCGCGAAACGAGAGUUCGAAAAGUUGACGAAGCUUGGUAUCAUAAGACCUUCUAAUAGUCGCUAGGCGUCCCCAUUGCAUAUGGUUUCGAAGAAAAAUGGGGAAAUCAGACCAUGCGGAGACUAUAGAGCCCUUAACAAGCAAACGAUAGCAGACAGAUAUCCGAUACCACAUAUCCACGACAUUACUACCAAUAUGGAAGGUGCCACGAUAUUUUCGAAAAUCGAUCUCGUUCGAGCUUAUUACCAUAUUCCCGUAGCGGCAGAAGAUAUAUCUAAAACGGCUAUAACUACUCCAUUUGGGUUAUUCGAGUUUUUGCGAAUGCCCUUCGGAUUAACUAAUGCAGCCCAAACCUUCCAAAGAUUCAUCGAUCAGGUCGUCAGGGGUUUGACAGGAGUUCACGCAUAUAUCGAUGAUAUACUAGUAGCUAGCUCUACCAGGGAAGAACAUCUACAACAUCUACGACAGUUGUUUACGAAACUUCAAGAACAUGGCGUCACUAUUAACGUGGAAAAGUGUGAAUUUGGAAAGGAAUCAUUGCAAUUCCUAGGUCAUAUGAUAAAUUCACAUGGUAUCAUGCCAGUUCCGACAGAAGUUGCUGCUAUUCGUAAUUAUCCGUUGCCCGAUUCACAAAGAAAAUUACGAAGAUUCUUGGGGCUAAUAAACUAUUAUAGACGAUUUAUCCCAAACUGCGCAAAAAUAUUACAGCCAUUGACGGACGCCUUGCGAGGACAUACUCGAACAUUCCGUCUUUCAGCGGAUGCUAUACAGGCUUUUGAGAACGCUAAGCGAGCGCUAAACGAGAGAUGAUGUUAGUACGACGAAAGAACGAAGCACCAUUACCCGUCAUAACAGACGCAUCGAACUUAGCAGUAGGAGCCGUUUU
Messenger RNA from Schistosoma mattheei, 2384 nucleotides. NCBI's taxonomy places the organism in Eukaryota, Metazoa, Platyhelminthes, Trematoda, Strigeidida, Schistosomatidae. The record is from the annotation of a GenBank genome assembly.